AGCAGCCGCCUACACACACGCGCGCGCUGGCUGCCGCCUCAGUCGUUCGCGCACCCUCUAACGGAGAGGGUGGCUUUGUGAGCCUCCCGCGUGAUAUUCUUCUCUCUCUCUCUCUCUCUCUCACUCUGUCUCGCUCUGCGCUGUGCAGCUGCUGCAAGCCCGCACGGACGACGUGACUCUGCGCCCGAGCACCGAUGAAAGGGUUGACGUGCCCUUCUCCAGCUGGCCACGGCUGCUCUGGUUACGCCUAGGACCCGCUGAUUUUUCGCGAGCUCGCCACUCAGAGAGUCGCAUCAGCAGUGUGCUUAUACCGCGCAACAAUCGCCGGACCUGAAUAAAGCCAGAACAAAGUCGAGGCAGACGGCGAUCGAUCCAUUAUUCCCGCAAGUUCAAGAAGGUACGAGAAAGAGGAGGAGGUGAGCUGAGGAAUCAUGUGAAUGAACAGAAAUCGCGCAAGCACGGACAAAAACGGGCUCGCGCGAGCAGACUCGGCGAAAUCACGAACACGUGGCGAGACGUAAAGCGGGCGCUAAGCCUGCUGUGUGUUAAAACAUCAGCGAACGGCGCAGCCAUGCUGGAAGCACCACCGGGCAGCCGCGAGGACCUAGUGGAAGCCGCCAGGACACCUUGCACGCCCUCAGAACUCGACACGAUGCUCUACGGAUACACCAACAGCAUAUACGUCCUGGAUCACACGCCCGAGUCCCUGCCAGACAUGGACAUGCUGCAGCUGUUCGCCUCACCAGCAGGUAGGGCACUGGUGCGCUCGUCGAGGGACGAGCACCACAGUCGCCAACAGCGAGGCUCCUCAACGUCGACCUCCUCGCUGAGUCGAGACCUUGGCUGUAGCUCGACGGCCACGACGACGAUGGCUCGGACGAGACGCAACCGGGACGACGACUCGGGCGCCGGAAGCUCCAAGCGAUCGAGCGGUACCGUCAGCGCGCCCACCUCGCCCCCGGCUCGCCAGCGCAAGUCCAGCACCGAGCUCUAUAAGGAGGCCGUCGAGAUUCUCGGGCUAACCUGUACCCUCAGCGAUAGCUGUCGGUGCAUCGACUGCCAGAGCAACUACUUCGACUACGAGGACGAGUGCGGGGAAGCGCGGACGGAACUGGCAGCCGGAACGCCCAUAUUACUGGACCACGCGCUGACGCAUCCUCUGGCCUGUUCCAUUCAGUAGCGACCGAUCGGCUGGACACCACUGCGCCCGAUGUCAAAAACGGCUCUGCGGACUCAACGUCACGUCCCGGCUACUGCUGCCGCUGAAUUUUCGAAUCGAGAGCUUGGUGAUAUAUAUUCUAAAGUGCAGACUUGCUGUAUAUGAUUUGCGAUCGACGUUGAGCCCGCGGGCUGCAGCGAUGAACGAACAAAGAAACUAUUUUUAACGGAGAUCGGCUUAAUUACACCUUGAUUACUCCAUUGCUUUGUGUGCGUAUAUCUUAGUUGUGUGUACAUCGCCGGAGGUAAACGAGCCUAACGGAUCAGCGCUUAUUUAAUUGAAGUUUCAGUAAAUGAUUGGUAUCAUACACUCGUGUGUGGAAAAAAAUUCAAAAGUUGCCUUGCGAGCCUGGUUUUCACGAUAUGGGUGAUUUUUAUUUCCCUCUCACUCGGAAUUAGGCAACUUCAAAGUGAAAAAUAAAAGGAAAGUGUAAGAUAGGACGUAAGCACAUUCUUCGAGUCGACGUUUAUGCGCAUUAGUUUUUGUGUCUUCUCGUCGAAGCGAAAAUAAACGAGGGAAAGAGAGUGCUAUAUAGCAUCCGUUGUUUUUUUAUAUUUAGACGAGUAAUUAACAAAACUAUAAUAUACAGCAGUCGUAGAGCUUUUCAGUACGAGAACAAAAAAAUUGCAUAAUCAAACAGUGUCAAACAAGGGUUCGUUGAUCACUACAUUUUUCAUGUGUCAUUCUCGCCUCGUUGCGGCACACUAAUGCAUAAAUAUAAGUACCGCCAGUAUAUAUCGUACGACGUAAUAGCGAAAAUUAUUCUCAUAUAAAUUCGUCAUCCGUGUAACUCGCCAAACACACAAGCAACUCAAAAGAGUCUUCUUAGUACAUAUUUCAAAUUCGCGUAUACUUUUCUUCCGACAGCUCUUUCAUCUCAUUAUCGAUGUUUUCAUUCGCACUCGGUCUUGACAUGCGUUUUCGCCGCGAUAUUAAUUUAUGGAAAUUGUAAAACGUUAAACAAACGUUUCGUCGUGCUUUACGUAAAUCGUCGUCGAAUUUCGUUCAUGUCAUUUCGACGUUAACUCGAUUGGUAAAAAAUACACAAGGUAUAUUAAACGUGAAAUCAUAACGAAUGAAAAUUGAAGUUGAGACCGAAUGAAUCGGCGCGAAUGAGCGCUUUGAGUAUUAUUAUCGUUAUAAUUUCGAUGCAUCAUCCGCGAUCAUAACGCGAUAGCGCAAAACGAUUUUGUAUGUGCUCCUGCUAUCUUUCACAUAUAAAGAAUUCUGUAUAAUAAGGGGCAUUCACAUGUCGUAGCUGGUAAUUUAAUAAUUUAUAAAUAAAGUAAACGUAAACAAUAAACGAAUAUACAGGCCUGAGUUAUUCUCGUGCUUUUUAUCCAAAAUCGAUAUCAAUGUCGACGUAUGCACGAUCGCAAAGUACUUGUAAUGAAAUAAAACAAAAAAAAAGCAUUUUCAAAAUCGACCUUCAUUUGUUAUAAGUAUACAUACAUAUAUAUGAAUGAUCUUACAGGACGUCUUUUUAAAGAAACAAAAAAUAAGAGUAUGAAAAAAGAGAUUACGAAAAAAACACGUAUGAGUGAAGCUUAAGUGCCAAAAAGCUACAUUAUAACCAUACCUUGAUCAAACAAUGGAAGUAUCUACUUAAUACCUACGUAUACAUAAUAAUGUACUUGCCAAAAUUCAAGUGUUAUCGUGUGUACAUAAUCUAAGAGACUGCGAACUUUGGCACUUCAAAAACCAUUAACAAGUAGGUGUUGAUAAUAUUUCUACGAUAUAAUAAACGCGACGGUGCGCGCGAGUAUAAACGAGGAGACGACGAGAGGCGAAACUGCUUAUAUAGUUUAACAAUACGGAAAACUUUUGUCUUCGACACACAAACACGUACACGACACCGGGGGAUAUUAUAAUGUAAAGGAGCCGCGCUCUGUGUAGCUGUUGUAUGCAAACUUUGAAAGCUUGUUAUAUUAUGCUUUAACGGUGUGUUUAUUAUAUUCGCACAUGAUUGCCAAAAAAUAUGUAUCAUCGAGGAUCGUGCAGAGAGAAUUUACUCGCGAAGACGAUUAUUAUAUUAUACACACUUAUUAUAUACUCGACAUUUAGUUUAGUUUGUAAAGACGUUGAUUUCCCGGUGAGAAAAAAUGCUUUCUAUGUAUACCAGAAUUCCGAGCGUGAAAUUUAGAGUAUACUGUAUUUCAUAAGUUUGAUAUAAUCGAAAGUAAUUGUGAUUCGAGAACUACUGUGUUUAACUCAAGUAUUAUUUGCAUCGUACCUGUGCGCAAAGUAGGGGAGAAAAAAAAACAAGAACAGUUUAUCAGAAUUCAAACCACACAUAUUACUCUAAGUAACGACAACUCUAAUAGUUUUGAAUUUUAGGUACGUAGCUUAGACGAAUGCUCUCGAUUACGAAUAAAAAGCGCUAUUGUUGUUAAUCAUGUGUAAAAGAUUAUUACGAGGCACGAUUGAAAACAAAUUAUUGAUAUAGAUGAAGGAAAUGCUUAAUUAAUGAUUUAUCCAAUGUUAAACGACGUGAAAAUUUUAUAAACAUUCCUAAAAUUAGAUAUUGACAAUUUAAGUAAUCAACCAAGAUGAUUUGAUUAUUGAAAAUUUGAGUAGCUUUUUCGAAUGAAAAUGCAAAAAGACUUAUGAGUUACCAAACUAUGCUGAACAUUCUAAACACGAAGGAAAUUGAAUUAACGUUGCGAUAUUUUAAACUGAAGAAAAGUUUUGAAUACUGUAUCAAAAAGUGAGCAUUAUGUAACACUCUUCGCCAAUAUUAUUAGCAACUUCAGCGUUGCGAAAAAUCCAAUGAUUACUUGUAGAAAUUUGAUUUACGAUUUUAUAUGAAAACAUAUGAAUAAGUAUUCUUAUAUAAUCAAGAAUUGUAUUUGUAUGACUGCUAAAUCGAGAACAGAUUUACGAGAGUUUCACAGAAAGCAAAAUGAUUAUUGUUUUGUUGAAAAUCAAAUUUGCGUUUGUAAUAUUUCCUUUGCUGUAAUUAAAUAUAAUUUUAAUAAAUAUAUAACAUGAAAA
Messenger RNA from Nasonia vitripennis (jewel wasp), 4213 nucleotides. RefSeq lists its product as uncharacterized. The record is from RefSeq and is a predicted model, not a curated record. Lineage: Eukaryota; Metazoa; Arthropoda; Insecta; Hymenoptera; Pteromalidae. The transcript has 7 exons. The coding region runs from base 572 to 1180 and encodes 202 amino acids.